Megalops cyprinoides (Indo-Pacific tarpon) is the source of this 1622-nucleotide messenger RNA. It is a transcript of the gene hsd3b7, whose product is annotated as hydroxy-delta-5-steroid dehydrogenase, 3 beta- and steroid delta-isomerase. The transcript has 8 exons. Gene Ontology annotation, molecular function: 3-beta-hydroxy-Delta5-steroid dehydrogenase (NAD+) activity. Lineage: Eukaryota; Metazoa; Chordata; Actinopteri; Elopiformes; Megalopidae. Gene Ontology annotation, biological process: steroid biosynthetic process. Bases 423 to 1517 code for a protein of 364 amino acids. The record is from RefSeq and is a predicted model, not a curated record.
UGAAGCCAGGAAGAACAAGAUGGAUGAUCAACUCUACAGAAAAGGGAUGGUGAAUGCAGAGAGCUCUUGAAAACCAGAGGAAAGAGAUGGAAAUAACAGAGUAUUCAUGGUUUCUGAGUGAGGAAAUACCCAUAAGGAGCACAGUGGGAGGAGCAGAGAGGGAGGGAAAGGGCAGCAAAUAUCUCCGAUAAGCAGGAUCUCUGGCGACACUGCUGCGUCUGAAUGAUAAACUGGAUCCCUGUCCGAACAUAUGCACUUUUGUCUUUGCGUGGAGCUGAUCUGGUAAGAGGAGUCAGAUAUCAUCGCUACCUCUGGAGACGAAGGGGAAACGACCUACGAAGAAACUGACCAAGGAUUCAAAUAUAUUUAGGCAGCUAGCGACAGCCCAUACCUCAAAAAACUAAGAGCAAACCGAAGCAGGCAUGUCUGAAGAACGUGGUCUGAUAUACUUGGUCACGGGUGGGUGUGGAUUCCUCGGUCGGCACCUGCUGCAGGUUUUACUGGAGAAGGAGGAUCGAUUAAUGGAGAUUCGACUCCUCGACAAACACUCAGACCCUAGUCUACAGGAUCGCAGUACUGAGACGGUAAAGGUGGUGGUGAUACAGGGUGAUAUUACAGACUACCCCACUGUGCUGGAGGCAUCCAGGGGUGCAGACGUGGUCAUCCACACGGCCAGCCUGGUGGACGUGUGGCACAGGGUCCCUGAGAAAACCAUCUACACUGUCAACGUCCAAGGAACUGUAAACAUGAUAGAUGCAUGUGUGGAAAAUGGGGUCCAGUAUCUAGUGUAUACUAGCAGCAUGGAGGUGGUGGGACCCAAUAUCAAGGGGGACCCCUUUAUCAGAGGGGAUGAGGACACUGUGUACAAUGUGUGCCAUGAGAUGCCGUAUCCCAAGAGUAAAGCAGAGGCUGAGAAACUGGUGCUGGAGGCCAAUGGCAGGAAGGUGAACGGAGGGGCGAUCCUGUACACCUGUUCCUUGAGGCCUACGGGGAUCUAUGGGGAGCACCACCAGCUGAUGCGGGACUUCUACAACACGGCGAUGCGCGCAGGGGGGUACGUAAUCCGGGGCGUCCCCCGGACCACAGAGCACGGUCGCGUCUACGCAGGCAAUGUAGCCUGGAUGCAUCUGCUGGCUGCUCGAUCCCUGAGAGAGAACCCUCAGAGACUGGGAGGGGAAGUGUACUUCUGCUAUGACGAUUCGCCGUACAAGAGCUACGAAGACUUCAACAUGCAGUUCCUUUCACAAUUCAACUUCCGUCAGGUGCGGGUGCCCUUCUGGCUUCUGUGGGUGAUAGCGGGUGUGAACGACCUGCUACAUCUGGUGCUGAAGCCUGUGUGUAACUUCACCCCCCUCCUCAACCGCUACACACUGGCUGUGGCCUCCACCUCCUUCACCGUGCGCUCUGACAAGGCCCAGCGCCAUUUCCAGUACCGUCCGCUGUAUGACUGGGACCAGGCCAAAGCCCGCACACAGAGCUGGGUAAACACCUUUCCCCAGAGUAGCAAGGCCUCCUAAAACAGCUGACUUUUCUCAUCCACUUCAAUGUUUCAGUGAGUUCUCUGUAGGGACACUGUACUUGUCAUUUCUGAGCCUCCCAUGUUUUCUUCUCUCUCUCUCUCU